CAAUUGUUUAAUUUGCACCAAUAGGAUGCAUGCAACAAGUCGCAAGCAACCUGUAGGAAUAAGCCAGCCACAUACACACUGACACUGACAUGCACACUCAUUUCCCUGCAUAUCUGUACUAAUUGUACAGGAGCUCCUCAACCCAACCACCACCACCACCACCUCCCUUCCCCAUGGAUCUAUCUACACUCCACUCCAGAGCAUAUAUAAGCAAGGUAGCUCAUUAAUUUCGAUUCCCUUCGUUCCCUGGGUACAUAGAUAGAUAGAUCUGAACAUAUCAAACAAUUUUCCGCCGCUCGCUUUCAGCCGAAAACAACCAUGGCUGCUGCUGUCAAGCAGAAGCAGGCCGCCUCCGUGGCGCUAGUCUUCCUCCUCGCCGUGUUGGUCGCGCCGCCUCCGGCCGCCGUGGUAGCGGCGGACGGCGACGGCACGACGCACCUGAGCUUCUUCAUGCACGACAUCGUGUCGGGCAGCGACCCGACUAGGGUGCAGGUGAUCAAGGGCCCCGGGUCGGCAGUGACGGCCCCGGCGCUGGGCAUGUCCUUCGGCGACACGGCCGUGAUGGACGACGCGCUGACGGAGACCUCGUCGCCGGGCUCGGCGGCGCUGGGGCGGAUGCAGGGCAUCUACAUGCUGUCGUCGCAGUCGGGCGCGGCGCUGAUGGUGUGCGCCAACCUGGUGCUGACCUCGGGCGACCACAACGGCAGCACCAUCGCCGUGCUGGGGCGCGACGACACGGCCGCCGACGUGCGGGAGCUCGCCGUCGUGGGCGGCACCGGCAAGUACAGGAUGGCCAACGGGUACGUGCUGUGGAAGACGACCAGCAUGAAGGGCGCCGACGCCACCACCCAGCUCGACGUCUACCUCACCACCGGCAACGCCACCACCAUCGACGCUGGCGGCGGCGGCGGGUCCUCUGGGUCCAAGUCGAGCUCGGGUGCUGGCGCGAGGAGGGCCGGCGGCGGGUGGGUGAGGGCGUGCGCCGUCGCCGUGGUGGUUGCGGUGGUUGGAUCGUCCUGGGGUUGGUGAGCAGCGGAUGGAUUGACAACGGACGAGUGGUGGACAUUGCUUUGCUUGCGUUGCGUUAGUGGGUGAGUGUGUGGAAGGAAAGUUGGGUGAGAUGUCCGUCAGUGCAGUGGGGGUUGGUCGAGGAGCGAGACGCUUGUGGCCACCUGCCUGCAUGUGCUUUGCACGCUGCUGGCAUCAUGGCCUGCCUGCCUAGCUCAUUUCUUUUCCCCUACCCCCUUGCUAUACUAGCCCACCACGAUGCACGCAUGUGGAUUCUUCUUGCUUUCUACUGAUCGAUGAGGCAUUCUUUCUUUGCUUGUGA
Molecule: messenger RNA, 1330 nt
Organism: Panicum virgatum (switchgrass)
Lineage: Eukaryota; Viridiplantae; Streptophyta; Magnoliopsida; Poales; Poaceae
Product: dirigent protein 1-like
Exons: 1
Coding region: 319-1029 (236 amino acids)
Source: RefSeq, a predicted model, not a curated record